UUCGCUGACCACCCAAAACAAUUCGCGUGCGGUCCAGAAAAUUUUAAACUAGCGCUUUAACCCGGACAACAAUAACCCAAACUCACCACUGAGGACCCGUAAAAAGCUGCGCCAAUGUUAUUCAGAUUUGGCGUCAUUCUCACGCCAGAGUCCUCGGACACAGAAGUUCUAGUUUUGGGCUCGCGUGAGGAAAUGGGCCAGUGGGACCCGAACCGAGCCGUGCUAAUGAAGGCGUCGCGCGCCCUGCCGUCACCUGACGAGCCCUGUCUGUGGACCGGCGACGUGCAGCUGGCCGAGCCGUUCAGAGAUCAGUUAUGGUUCAAAUUCAUCAAAAGAGUCAGAGGAGAUUUUAUCUGGGAAGGCAGCGGACCAAGCCAUGACAGGUGUUGCUCUUAUGAUGAAAGGGAUGUGGUGGAUGGAGUUUACUGCCACCCAAUUGGUCAUUGGAUAGAGGAGACAGGUCACACAGACGAGAUGAGACACACCACCAACUUUUACUUCAAGGUGGCAGGUCAGAAGGCCAUACACUGCUCCAGGGUGCUGCCGAGGGUCUGGCUGGGCAGUUGCCCGCGACAGGUGGAGCAUGUGACCGUCAAGAUGAGGCAUGAGUUGGGCAUCACUGCGGUGAUGAACUUCCAGACUGAGCUGGAUAUUACAAACAACUCCAACGGCUGCAGGCGCGACCCCGACGAGGCCAUGACCCCGGAGACCAUGAUGCAUUUAUACCAAGACUGUGGCCUCGCCUAUGUGUGGAUGCCCACACCUGAUAUGAGCACAGAGGGUCGGAUCCGGAUGCUUCCCCAGGCUGUUUUUUUGCUGCACGGCCUCCUGGAGAAUGGUCACACGGUGUACGUUCACUGUAACGCCGGCGUCGGCAGGUCCACGGCAGCCGUGUGUGGCCUUCUCAUGUAUGUCCUCUGCUGGCCCCUGAGGAAGCUGCAGUACUUCGUCGCAGCAAGAAGGCCGGCAGUCUACAUAGAUGAGGAAGCUCUCAUCAAAGCUCAAGCAGACUUCAUGCAGAAGUUUGGCCAGCUGAGACCGUCCGUCUCUUUCUCCGAGUCAUGAUGUCUUAGUGUGCUUAUCUUGAGACAGGUGAGAGAAGGUGCAAACAACAUAAAAUGAAUGAACUUUACUUCAGAUUUAAGAUAAUGUAAGUUAAUGGCCCACUUCAUCUGAGUGGCAUUCAAAAAUGUGGUUGAUUCCCAAGUGUUGGAGAGUGCUCGGCUGGCUGCCAGAAUGGAUGUUACAAGCAAUUAAUCUUUCCAUGACGUGUUAGCUUUUAACUCUGCUAUUUACUCCAUGCAAUUCUGUAAACGUGGAUUCUAUCAUUUUCAGCAUAUGGCCACAGGCGUGUUUAGAAAGAGCUUUUAUUCGUCUGUUCGGUUGUAGUAAUCGAUAAACAGAGUUGACAUUUUGAAAAGGCAACUUUGGGCUGUUGUGCUGGACUGCAGUGAACAUGCAGAAAAACAAAUGCCCCUAUAUUUACAAAAAAGCUUGCAUUGAAAAAGGUGGGAUUUCAUCAUUUCUGGGGGAGAGAAGCAGGAAAACAUUAAGUGGAAAAUAAAUUCUGCUCCUUUUUUCACUGCUGUGUCCCCUCCAAAGUGCCCCGCUCAUCAGGACUACUCCACGGUUCUUGGUGCCUGAUGGUGUAUCGUUUCAGAUAAUGUGUUUUUUAAUUUCAGCAUGGAAAUGUACUUUUUGUUCUUUUAUUUUUGGGCGAAGAGGUUUGGAUGCCAUGUUGCUGCUCAGUAAGGGCACUUUUUGCCAAGGAUUCAAAUCCUUUCCUGAAUCUGUCAACAGGGACUCAACUCCUCUGUCAGAGGUAUUUGGCUUCCAGACAUCAAGGAAUGGAGCUGUCUCUCACAGAGACAGAUAGCAUUUAAUCCUUUCCAUAUCUGACAGAUGCCAUCUCCUAAAUAACAGAAACAUCAUCCUUCCCAGACCACUUUCAUGCAUACGCAAUAACCCAUUAAGGCAUCGAGCAUUUUCUUGGAUUAGACCUAUAUUUAGGCAGAGUCUCCUUUUGUUUCAUUUAAGAAAUGUAGUGUCUUACUGUGGAGAAAAGGAAAGUCUUGCUUGUAUCUCAUUACUCUUUGGUGAUCCCCUGCACUGCUAGUCACUUGGAAUAUCUGAGUCUGUAGAGUAGUUCACCCAUGCUAGGACUAAAGUAAAACAUUUCUGAUUUAAAUAAAUUGUUGUAUCUAUUUGUAUUUGUGGGAAAACACAGCUCAAGAACAACUAAAGAUGGUAUAAAAUGUAAGAUCUUAAUCUUAGCUAUCAGGAUCAACAAAAACUACAACCACACUGUGUCUUUUUUUAAUAUAAACUUUCUUGUGUUAUGAGCUUCACAAUCAGAGGAAGCUUGAUAGCAAUAACCCUAAGAGGGGUAGAGUGCCAAAGACAUCAUCUGAA
Molecule: messenger RNA, 2412 nt
Organism: Menidia menidia (Atlantic silverside)
Lineage: Eukaryota; Metazoa; Chordata; Actinopteri; Atheriniformes; Atherinopsidae
Source: the annotation of a GenBank genome assembly